Ilex paraguariensis (yerba mate) is the source of this 2074-nucleotide messenger RNA. NCBI's taxonomy places the organism in Eukaryota, Viridiplantae, Streptophyta, Magnoliopsida, Aquifoliales, Aquifoliaceae. The record is from the annotation of a GenBank genome assembly.
GACCGUAAAUCUCAAACACCCCCCCCUCUCCCCCCGGCUCCUCCAUGAUCAGCAACUUUACCCUUCACCCAUUAGCGGUCACCCUCUUCGACUGCAACCCACCACCACCGCCACUCUCGUCCGACCACCAUCAGCUCCAAAACCCACACCCAUCCUAGUCAUCGACACCCCCUCUGUCUACAAGAAAAGGAACAUGAAUGCACAGUCAAACAGCCCGAUGGGCGUAUACACUUUAUUCCGUUGCCGAAGCUCUGUUCGGGGUCUUCGUUCAAUCCGAAUCAGUGCGUAGAUCUAUUGGGGAAAAUUAAAGCUCUGUUCUUCUUGGGUGCCGAAUCGAUAAAAUCAGAGGUUUGGUGGUGGUGGUCGUGGUCGUGGCGUUACAACGCAGCGGUGAUGGUGGCUGGGUAGUGGUUGGUGUAUUUUGCAGCUUGCUUGUUCUUUCUCAUUUUUUUCUUUUCUUUUUGGUGUAUUGGUGAUCGGUGGUGAUUGGAGAUAGUGGGUGGUGGCUGCGACAGUGGCUAAGGGACUCUGUCAGGUUGGGAUUUUGGGGGUAGUUUUUGUGUUUCCUGCCGUGGCCAUGGGUGUUUGGGGGAGGGAUAUGAAGUAGAUGGUUCGCACUGGUGCUGGUUCAGAUUGACUAUUUUUCUACACUGCUCUGUUGCUUUAUUGGGCAAACAUUGAGUUUCUGUUCUUGUGAUUCAUAAUAUCUCUUGCGCUUCACCAGUACUUCGGAAAAGCACAUCUGGGUAUGGUGGGUUAUUUCAAUUUUAAUACUGUUUUUAAUGCAAUACACACUCAAAAACUACAAAAGCUAACCCCAAUUUCUGUAUUGUAUAGAUAUUGUCACAAAAUGACAAUAUCAAACCCUGGUUUCGAUUCUUCAAACCCAUCUUUGAACUUGGUGGAAAGGGUUUCCCAAAGCAAUGUUUCCAUUUUCUGGGAUUUGGAAAACAAACCACCAAAGUCUUUUCCUCCUUAUGAUGCUGCCAUUAGGUUAAGGAAGGCGGCGGCAGAAUUUGGUGUUGUUAGAUACAUGGUCGCUUAUGCCAAUCGGCAUGCCUUUACUUAUGUUCCACCAAAUGUUAGGGCACAAAGGAAAGAGAGGACAGCAUUGAAUCAGUUGGAAAAUAUGGGUGUUGUUAAGCCGAAUGAACCAUAUUUAUGUCGAGUUUGUGGGAGGAGAUUUUACACAAAUGAGAAGUUUAUUAAUCAUUUUAAGCAAAUUCAUGAGCGUGAGCAAAUGAAGAGGUUGAAUCAGAUAGAUUCUGCCAGGGGGACUAGGAGGGUGAAGUUAGUGGCCAAGUAUUCAAUGAAAAUGGAGAAGUAUAGAAAUGCUUCAAGGGAUGUUUUGACUCCAAAAGUGGGGUAUGGCCUGGCAGACGAAUUGAAACGGGCUGGAUUUUGGGUUAGGACUGUGUUGGAUAAACCACAAGCAGCGGAUGUUGCAUUGAUGAAUCAUAUGGUGGAUAUGAUGGACAAGAGGAGCGUUGAGUGCUUGGUUCUCGUGUCAGAUGAUUCAGAUUUUGUGGAGGUUUUGAACGAGGCAAAGUUGAGGUGUUUGAAGACAGUUGUCGUGGGUGAUAAUAAUGAUGGGGCUCUUAAGAGAGCUGCUGAUGCUGCAUUUUCAUGGCAGGAAAUCAUCAUGGGGAAGGCCAAGAAGGAAGCUAUAUCGGUUGUGGGGAGGUGGAGGGACCGUGAUGUUUUGAGAAGAUUGGAGUGGACUUAUGACCCUGAAAAGGAGAGAAACCAAUAUGAUUGCAAUGAAGUGGUUGAUGAUGAGAGCGAGGAUUCGGAUAUUGAAAGUUUUCUUUCUGGGGAAGAUGAUUCUAUGCAGACGGAUGACACUGUGUCUUGGUGGGAACUGGAAUCUGAGACUGUUAUAGCAUCUUCGUAAGCCUUGAAGCAAAUAUUCAUAGGUGUAUAGUGUUGAGACCUUGUUAUUUUGCUUUCUUUGUUUUAGGUGAUGUAUUUCACAAAUUUUAUGAAAGAAACAGAAGCCAUUGAUUAUCUUGGUACUAACAAAUGAAAUUGUUAUAUAUAUAUUUGCUUUAUUUCUUUCAAUGGAUGAUAAAAG